GACACUGGUUACUACUUCCGGGUUUGUUUAGCCACUUUCGUUUUCUACCGUUUCUCUUUCCUCUUGGUUUUGUCACAACCACUCUUCCAGCCGGCGUCCCAGCCGCUCUUACCCCUGACUUGAGCCUAUUGCUGCCUCGUGCAGAGACUAAGAGAUCAGUCAAAGCCCAAUAAUGGCGUGGCGUUUUAAAGUUUCAAAAUAUAAGAAUGCUGCUCCUAAGUUUUUACGGAAAGAGGAAAAUAUCCUAGACAUCCCAGUAUCUGAUGUGGCUCAGUCGUGCGGAAAUCAUAUUAAGUCCAGCUGUGUCUACUUUGCUUUCAACAUUGACUCAGGAGGUGGAGGAAAUUUGGGUUUUCUCCCUUUAUCGGCAAGUGGUCGCCAGGGGGGCUCACUGCCUAUUCUUCAGGCUCAUGGAGAUGUCGUCACUGAUUUUGACUUCUCACCAUUUGAUGACUACUUGUUGGCCACAGGAGCUCAAGAUAACAAGGUGAAGUUGUGGCUCCUCCCCGAGGAAGAGUCUAUAGAGAAUGUGUCGGAGGCCGUGCUGUCUCUGCCUGCGUACGAGCGGCGUGUGGAGAACGUGUUGUGGAACCCGUGCGCUGACGGAGUCCUCGCUGUCACGACGGACAAAAGUGUCAAGAUCUACGACAUUUCUGGGUCCGGCGGAUCAGAGAUCUUCUCAUUCUCUGAUCACGGUGACCAGGUGCAAGGCGUGUCUUGGCAUGGCGACGGAGGGUUGCUGGUCACGACGUGUAAGGACAAGAAGAUACGCGUCAUCGACCCUCGCUCUAACUCUGUGGUGCAGGAGGGAGCCGGACAUCCCAACGUGAAGGACUCCAGAGUCUUGUGGCUGGCCGGGAAAGAGUUUAUAUUGUCUACAGGUUUCAGCCAGACAAGAUCUCGGCAGUUUCGUAUUUGGGAUCCAAGAAAUUUGUCAUCUUCUCUAAUGUCAACCGAUAUUGAUACUUCAACAGGCACCAUCAUGCCAUUGUAUGACGCAGACACGAACAUGACAUUCCUCAUUGGCAAGGGUGACAACAGUCUCAAUUUCUUGGAGUUCACCGAAAAGGACCCAUACCUUUCAUCUGCCGGUGUCGACCGAACUGAACAGAUCAAGGGAGCAGCUCUGGUGCCGAAGCGAGCCAUGAAUUUGAUGGACGGAGAGGUCAACCGGGUGCUGCUGUUGUGCAAGAACUCGGUCAUCCCAGCCCCGUACAUUGUGCCUCGCAAGUCCUACAGAGACUUCCACUCCGACCUCUACCCAGACACCCGCGAUGGACUGCCAGCACAGACCUCUGACCAGUGGGCUCAGGGACAAGCCGCACAGCCAAACUUUAUCAAACUGGAACCUUGCAAGCAUCUGGUCCACCGAGAUCGGCGCGGAGCCCUGCUGAAGGGCAGUAACUCUGGCACAGCUGUGAGCAGUUCCGCUGUGAAACCUCAAGCCACAGAGAGUGCACGUAAUGAUUCUGUGACGCAGCCGAGUAAGCCACCUCCUGCUGUGAGCAGUCCCCCACCAGCCCCUGAACAGCCCAGCAACACCAGCCAAAGUAACUCAUCUCCCAGCCCCAAACCCCAGCCUCAGAAGCCCCAGCAACAGCCAAAACAAGAACCAAUCCCAGCCAAACCAGAAAAACCAGCUGAAAAGCCAGCUCUGCCUCCCAAGAAACCGGCCAAACCUUUUGCAGGCGUGCGACAGUCCAAGUUCCGUCACAUUCAAGGCCAUCAGCAACACGCCAGCGGCUCCAUCACCAACGUUCGCAGCGUGUGCAAGACGGUGCCGGGGGAGAGCGACAUGUUUGCCGCCAACGUCAAGAGGUGUGCGGUGCCUGUUGAUGGGGCAGGAGGCUGUUUGUAUGUCUUUGAGUUGUCUGAAGGAGCCCGCCAACCUGACACAGGUGUUCCUGUGAUACAAAACGGUAGCAAAGUGACCGACUGUGCCUGGGAUCCCUUUGAUGACAGCCGUUUGGUUGUUGUUCUGGACAAUGCGAAAAUCAACGUGUGGAGAAUCCCUGACGGAGGCCUCACAGAGUCGACUGACGAGCCGGAGUUUUCCUUGAGAGGUCACAUGGAAAAGAUUUACUUCGUCAAGUUUCACCCUCUGGCCUCAGACCUCAUCAUCACAGCGGCGUACGACAUGACGUUACGGAUGUGGGACCUCAAGGAACAGAAGGAAGUGAUGCUCAUAGAGGGGCACGAUGACCAGGUGUUCUGUCUGGACUGGAGCAGUGAUGGCAAACAGUUUGCCACGGUCUCGAAAGACGGCAAAGUGCGGGUGUUUGAACCCCGUAAGAGUACUUCAGCCCUCAGGGAGGGUCCCGGCCCUGUUGGUAGUCGAGGUGCGAGAAUCGUGUGGGCUUUGAAUGACAAGUUCCUUGUGGUCACUGGCUUUGACAGAACUUCACUGCAGCAGGUCUACAUCUACCGGGCGUCGGAGCUCAAAGUUCUGCACUCUGUGGACGUGAACGUCUCCCCAGCCAUCCUGAUGCCGUUCUACGACAGAGACAGCUCCGUCGUCUUCCUGACGUGUCGGGGUGACAGAAUGAUCUACACACUGGAAGUGGCGGAGGAUGCGCCGCACCUGUUUGAGUGCGCACCCUUCAAGUUUGACUCGCUGCACCAAAGCGCGUCGUACCUGCCCAAGUACACGUGUGACGUGCGUAAGGUGGAGGUGAUGCGUGGCUGGAGGCUCACCUCAAACAGUGUGGACGGCUUCACCUUCACCGUGCCCCGUGUUAAGAUGGAGUACUUCCAAGACGACCUGUUUCCCAACACUGAUGUCACAUGGGAGCCAACCAUAACGGCAGCAGACUGGCUGGCAGGGAAAGACAAACGACAAAAAACUAAGAGCCUGAGGCCGAGCGACAUGAAGCCUUUAAGUGAAGCCCCUGUAGAAGCCCCAAAAGCAAAGAAAUUUGAGAGCUACAACGCAGAGACUUACAAGACAGAUGAACAGAGAAAGGAAGAGCUUGUGAGUGCCAUGGCCGGCAAACUGGAGAUGUCCGACGCCCCCCUGCCCCAGGACCUGGCUGAGGGAGUGGACGAUGAUGAAUGGGAUGAUUAACGUAGAACAGCUGUGAGUAGAUACAUCCAGGCAGAGGAGGAGGAGAGGGCAAAGUCCUGGAGGAGGAAGAGGAGGAGGAGAGGGCAAAGUCCUGGAGGAGGAGGAGGAGGAGGGGAGGGCAGCAGUCCACCCACAUUCCACGGCUGCUUGGGGAAAAGUUUGGAUGUGUUUUUGCUUGUCUUUGAGAGUGAAUGGGGCUGUUGAUAAAAAUGAAUACUGGGUAAACUCUUUACCUCUUUUUUUGCUCAGUUUUAUAUCAUGUCACCAGUGGUGUCAGGUGCAAACAAGCCUAGCCUGAGAUGAAAAGAGAAUGUUUGGUUU
Molecule: messenger RNA, 3385 nt
Organism: Aplysia californica (California sea hare)
Lineage: Eukaryota; Metazoa; Mollusca; Gastropoda; Aplysiida; Aplysiidae
Product: coronin-7
Exons: 27
Coding region: 173-3064 (963 amino acids)
Molecular function (GO): protein binding
Source: RefSeq, a predicted model, not a curated record